UGUAUGAUUGGUAAUAUUAUUUAUACACGGGUGAUAAUUGAAAACCGGGUUUUUCUGAGUAUUGCUCGAUCAUUAUAACGUCGAUAUUAAAUAUUAAAUUAUUUACAAUUUAGUGCCUGUUGAGAAUUAAUUUGCAAUCCAUCGAAAAACCGGUCAGUGAACAAUCUAUAAUAUUUAUAAUCAAUGAUAUAUGUAUGGAAUAAUAACAUAAUGUAGGCAAGUAGUGUCGUGUAUACUGGCCGCGGAACAAUGUCCCGGAUUGCGAACCAAAACAAGUUCUCGGUGCACCGUUUAGGUUAGUUAUAAACAAACCCGUCGCUCUACGUUGAUAAGCUAUGUCACGUGAUAUGUUGAGAUAGCCGUGCGGUGAUAACGCGCCAAUAACCGAAACGUUCAACAAUAUUUAAUAGUUUGAGAUCUCUGGUAGAACCCUAGGCGAGUGUUACAUAAUAACUGGUCGAGCCAUCUUUCACGUUUUUCUGAUUUUUUUCCGCUUCUCUCCUCAACGUGUCUCAAUAUCAUUCUAAAAUCAACUUUUAGAAUUCAAUAACCUAUAUCUCUCGGUGUCGAUAUUUAUUAUAAAUCUUAAGCGAAUGAUCAAAUAGAUCAAUAUAGUGUUGUGCGUUACAACCAUUUACCGCCGUCGCAGAUCACCACAAAGUUCUGUGGUUACAUGGAUUAUUCAACGCCUCUAAAACCGUCAAGGAUAGACGUUUUCUGGGAGGCUUAUUUGAAAUGCAACGAUAUUGUGGGAAAUGCGCUGAAAAAUGAUUUUAGAAUUGCAUGGUUUGAUUUACUGCUAUGCGAAAUACUGUCCAUACACCAAAAAGUUAAACGAGUGCCAGAAGAUAUUCCAAAAGCAAAUAUAUCCAAUGCAAUAGUGGAUCAAUUACUGUUAGAUAUUAAUCAUGUAUGUUCUAUGUCUGGCGAAGAAGAUUUAUCUAGUUUGAAGAAAUAUAUUUUGAAUGAAAGAGGAUGGAGAUCUCUAACAGUCUUACAUUUGCUUGGCACUCAAGAUGUUCAACAGCUAAAGGAGUUGGCUAAUAUUCUAGUUUCCAUUUUUAAAAUAUUUAAUGAUGAUACUGAUUUAAAAAUAAAUUAUGAUGUCAAAAAUGUUAACCCCUAUACUUCACCACCAGAUGAAACUAAUUUAAAACUUGAUGACUUAAUAAAAUUAACAAAAUGCCAAGGCAUGAAAUCAAGAUCAAAAAUUCAACUUAACUCCAUGUAUGACAGAUCAAGUCCAAGUAUACCAAGAUCUCGUCGAGUAAGCUCUGUAUCAGCAAAUAGGUUUAAAUCUCAAUCUGUAGAAGCUAAUGAGAAAUCUAAAAUGGUUGAAGAAUCUAGUGAAUCAGAAUCUCAAAUUGCAUUAGAUUCAAUUAAGUCUCCUAGCACAUUACGUAUUCGUUUUAAUCGAAUGGAUUUUGAUUAUUUUACCUCUAUUGUACGUAGUGAAGAUGAACAUAAUGAAUCUGAUUCAGAAGAAAUUAAUUUAACUAAAAGAAGAAAUAUGUAUCCUGGUUACUUUUAUGACGAACUUAUUAAAGCUAUUACCAGUCAAAUUGCAACUCCAAAUCAAAUAAAAUUAUUAAUUUUAGAUUUAUUAACCCAAAUGUUGUCAUUUGGUACUCAGAAUCCUUUAAAAUAUAAUUUAAAAAAUAGUCAUCAAUUUGUACCAUUUAUUGUUAUGAAAUUCUCAUUGGAUAGUCUAUGUCUAUCACAGUUUGAUGUUAGAAACAAGGAUGAUGACAUAAUACAAUCCAAAAUGUUGUAUAAUAUGGUUUUAGCUGUAAAAAAGCUGUAUCAAUAUCCAAAUAUUAAUGAAACGAUUACUCAGGAAGGUAUUGUACCUUUAUUAUUGCAAAUAUUGGAAAAUCUAGUGAAAAAAUCAAGAAUAAAUGAGAUCAAAGAAUAUCCAUGCCUUCAAAAAAUUCUUUUUGGAGUUUUAAGUGCUUUAUUGAUGAUGUUUUCAUUAAUGUUAUUUGAAUGUCAUUCAUAUAACAGUCAUUUCCAUUUUUUGAAGCAAAUUCGGAUAAUGCUUGACUGUCAACGUGGGAAACUCGUAGAAAAAUGUAUUUCAAUAAUUCUUAGUGUCCGAGAUCAAGAUUCAGAACUGUCUACCAACCAUGUUAAAAUAAUUAUAAAUUUAUUAGGUUUAUUAGUGUUGAACAUGAAAAAGAUAAGACAACGUAUGGUACAUUUACAGCAUUGUAACAAAAUCAGACAUCGACAUUGCAUAAAAAUUAUGUUUCAUCAUCAUGACAAUCUGUUUGGAGAUGUUUAUGUAAGUAGCAUAGUUUCAUCUCAAGAUACCGGUCAAAAUUGUUGUGUUACUUCUUUGUCGAUGAUUCUUAUUCGCUUAAUGAUCAAUUUAGACAGUCAAGAUAAAGAAUUAUGGUUUUAUUUGGCUAAGACAAUUAGUGUUAUAGGAACAUGUUGUUGUGUUCCACUACCAAUCAUUUUACCAAAUUUAUUAAAAAUGGUUGGUGACCAUGACUAUAAAAAGAGUUACAUGAUAUUACAACUUAUGGAGAAAACAUUGUAUCGAGACACAGGAGUUGCAUAUAGAGACAGUUCUUGCAAGUUAUGUUGUGAAGAUGAAAGUACAUCACAAAGUAAUAUGAUUUUGUAUGAAAAAAAUAAAAAUAAAAAAGAACAAAAAUGGAUUACUUUUGAACUGUUUAGAAAAUUGUUGACUGGAUCUAGUCCUAAACUAUCAUACAUAAUUGGAUUACAUUUGUCAAAAAAUGCUUCAGUAUUUAUAAAAGAUGUUCAACAUGUCAUUUUAUUUCGUAUAUUUUAUCCAAUUUUUAAAACAAGCGAAAAGUCCUAUAAAGAAAAUAAAAACGAUGUUGAUCGUUUUCUAAUCAAUGUUUCAUUAAAUGUAUUUAACAUACUAUUAGCUUCCCUAGAUUUUACAUCAGAAUUUGAUUCUAUGAAUGGAGUAAGGUACUUAAAAGAUUUAAUAACUAAUCCGGUUUUUACUAAAUUAUCUUGUAAUGUGUUGGAAACAAAAAUCAUGUCAAAAAUGUGGACCUUAAAUCAAAUUAAAUCUACUCCAAUUCUAAUCACCGAUAGUCAAGCAGAAGAUUUAAAUAUUAUUGUAACUGCAGUAUUUAAUUUAGUUGAAUUAUUUUGUAGUUAUGUAAUAAAACCUCAGUCAGUACAUUUUAAUUUGAAAUUUAAAUAUAGUUUAUCAGCUUUAUCAGAUUUUUUAAGAGAAGAAAUUACAUUUAAAUCUGAAGAUCAGUAUCAUGAUUAUAACAGUGUUAUAACUAGAUUAGGAGAUUUAUUUCAAUGUUUAGCUAGACUUUCAUUAACUUGCCCUAGAAUUCGAAGUUAUUUGCAAGUUUCAUCAGUUGUAUAUCAAUAUGACACUCUUUUAUCCAUUGUAUCAUUACUUUUAACAAGACCAGUUAUUGUGGAAGGCAUAGAUGAAAUAACACUCGAAGACAAAAAUGUUAUAAAUUUAAAACUUAUUGAAUGUUUACUUGUCUUGAAUUUAUCAAUUUUCGAAAAUAAAAUUACAUUGGAUUCUCAUGUCAAAGAUUUGUUAAUUGAAGCACUAUCUAAAGGCCAUAUUGGAAUUAAACAAGUUUGUAGCUCCUUAAUAAAGUGUGCUACUGUAUCUUUGAAUCGACAAGCUGUAAAUUCAGUAACAACUGCUCAAUCUUUAACUAGAUUAUUGGAGAUAGAAACACCAGGCAAAUCUGAUUGGGUGCCAUUUGAUGAUGAUGACGAUUGUAUUUCAGGAGAUGAAGGGUAUGAAGCAGAUAUUGAGUUUCAAAGUUGGAUAAAUAUUGAUUCAUCUGAUAAAACUGCAGAUGAAACAAUACCUCAUAAAAAUGUUCAUACCGAUACAAAAAAAUUAAAUAUUAUGCAUCCAGCAUUGUGUACAUUGGCUGUUGACUUAAUGACUUUUGCUAGAAAUCUUGAUAAUGUAGAUGGAAUAAUUUAUUGUUUACAAAGAUUAAUUGCAAUUUGCAAAGACAAUGAUGAUAGUUGUUUAAAACUUGGUAAAGAAGGACUUAUAUCCAAAUUAUUAAAUUGUAUUAAAGAACACGUAAAUAAUGCUGAAAGAACCAAUAAUUAUGAUACAAUUUAUAUUUACAUGAUGGAACUUAUAGCUUUAAUAGCCUGUCAUUAUAUUGAAACAUUUGAACUUGAGAUGUAUUUAAACUUAUUUAAAACAAAUAAUCCUCCUCUUAAUUUAUUACUCUUGCCAUUAAUUUAUUUGACUGAUCAUAUACCAAUUGGAUGGCAGUCAUAUUACAGUAUUAAAUUUCCUAUGAAAACAGCUGCAGAUAUACCGAUUAGUGAUAGACCUGCUGAAGCAUUAGCAUUAUCAACUCGAGAAAACCACAAAGAUAUGAGACUUUUAACACCAUGGUCAAUAUUUGCUUUAAGUUUACCUAUAAAUACAGAUCUUGGUUGGUCAGUAUUAUCAACCGGUUUUUCAAUAUCAAUGUGGUUACGUUUAGACCAUGUGCAUAGACGUAUAAGUAUUAAAAGAAACAAUUCUGUAGAAUCAAUUGGAAAAAAUCAACAUCUACAUAAAGAAUUAAUUCAUUUAGAUGAUUUAACUCAUGUGUUUUCUAUUGGAUAUGAUGCAAUGCUUGUCGAAUUUUGGUUGAAUUCAUUUACUGAUGGUUUUAUUGUAAGACUUACAAGACCAAAUGAAAAUAAAUUUGAAUUACUCUCCGAAGUCAACUUUAACAAUUGCUUGGGUUCAAUUGCAUGGCAUCAUAUCGCUGUAAAUGUGAAUGGUAUUAGAAAAGGCGAUAAAUUUAUUGAGAUUUCUCUUGUAGUUGAUGGGGUUUGUGAAACUAAAGCCAAAUUAUUGUUUAAUGGAUUUUUCAUCAAAAAACCUCGUCCAUCAAAUGUUUUACUAGGUGAUACCAGAGAAAAUACUUCACCUUUUUCUAUUGGAAACAUUCUAAUGUUUAGAUUACCAGUAUUGACAAUAGAGUGUGCCAGUGUACUUGCAGCAUUUGGACCAGAGUUAGAAAAUCUAGCUGAUUGUUCAAACAACCCGUUAAAGCCAAAUUUUAGCAUGUUAUUCAAUGAUUCUGUUUAUAAUAUUAAUACAUCAUUAAAUUCUAAUUUAGAUUGGAAUUUCAUGUUAAAACAAUGUUAUGAAAUCAUUAAACCAUUGCAGGAUGUCAUUUUAUUGAGUUUUACUCCAAGACAACCACUUAUUGUUUGUUUGUAUUCACUGACUCUGCCAAACCCUACAGGUUCUUUAUUUCCACCAACUCAACCAUUAAUGUUCAAGAUGACAGCUUAUGAUUUACGUGCAUGCCAGAGUCCACCUCAAAUGGUAUCAACAGUUAUUGUUGGGUCUCUUACAAUUGAUGAACCACAUGGAUUAAUAACUGUUAUUCAUAAAAUAGGUGGCAUGCCAUUGAUUUUAUUUUUAUAUGCUAGGAUUAUAGAAUUUAGUUCAUCUUCUAAUGAUCUAGUAAAAGCAUUAAGAAUUAUGUUACAUUUUAUGCAGUCUGAUUCUAAAUUAUAUUCAGAAUUUAUUGCACUCGAUGGUUAUAAAUUACUGACAAAAGCUUUGACUUCUUCAAAAACUCAACCUAGCUGUUCACUAUUAAUGGUCCUCCUGGAAGCUGGUUGUAAUAAAAAAGGGGCUUUUAUUUAUGUUAAUGAAGAAUGGAUAGUUAAUAUGUUCUACGAAGGAGUUUUGUUAAAUACUUGUUUUAUUAAAGAUGUAAUUUUGCCAUGUUGGAAGAUAUGGACUUCUAAAAAUCAACAAAUUAUUCAAUAUCUUUUCAAAUUUUGUAAACAUCUUUUAUCAUCAAGUCAUCCACAUAGAAAAUUUAAUUUAAAACAAAUUCAGUCAUCUGAAUUAUUAGAAUCAAUUUUGUUGCAAAUAAAGUGCCAAUUAUUAUUAGAAGAUUCAAAUGAAACUACAUUGUCAAGUUAUGUACAAAAAGAUUUGGUGGAUUUUGUACAAAGUAUUUUUGAUUUACAAUUGAAUAAAAAUUAUAUAAAUUUAAUAUUAGACUUCUUAAUUGCUGUACAUCCCACUUCAAAUUUAUAUUUGCCUCAUUUAAAAGCAUCUGUGUAUUUUGUUUUGUCUCCUCAAUCAAGAAUUUAUACAUCACCUGAUUUUCAUAUUCAUAUAUCAUCAGAAUUUCAUGAAUCUGAAUCUGAACAAAUACAUUUAAAUGAUUACUCAGAGACUGACUUUUGUGGAUCUAUUGAUAGUCAUAUAUUAAAUACAGAAUUAUUAAAACUUCAGGUACAACAAGAAUUACCAGUAAAUAAUCAUACUAACAUUUAUUCAUCAAAAGUUAGUGAAGAAACAUCAGAAAAUAGUGAACAUUUUAUUCCAGAAGAAACCGGUCAGGAUUCAGGCAUAGAUGGUAGUGUAAAAGAUAUUUCAGUGCCUAUCCUAUUAGAUGAAAGUAACAUUUCUUAUGACUGUAGUAAUGCUUGUGAAGCAGAAGUAUAUUUUGAAGCUCAAACAAAAUCAUAUGAAAAUAAACAAUUUAAAUAUGCUAAUACUGAAAAUAAUAGUGAAAUAAUCGAAGGUUUAUUUUCUAUAUUACGAAAUACUUUAAUUAAUUUUUCAAACAUUGUACCUGAAAAUCUUAUUGAUAAAAUGUUUGAUGCAGAAAAAAUGGUUAUUUUACUUAAUAACCCAAGUCCUUCAGUAAGAAUUAUUAUUUUAAAAAUAAUAAAUGUGUUUUUACAACGCUGUAGUCCAUCAUAUGCUAAAAAAUUUGUUUAUAAAUUCAAAGGAUUUUAUCAAAUGGCCAAUGUUUUGUGCUUACAUCAAACUACAGUUAAUUUAGUUGAUACUUGUGCUUCAAUAUUUACUGGUAGUUAUUGGGUUCCUAUGGAUCAACAAUUGCAGUGGGACCAAUCUGUUGACAUGAGUUCUUUUAAUUUUUCGGCACUUCCAUUGUUGCUAUCACUUUUACCGAAAUCUGCAUUUAAUUUAACAUUGUGUACGAAUAUAAUAAACUUUUUCCUCAAACUUGUUUCUAAAGUUCCACAAUGCUUGCAUACUAUUUUAGAGUAUGGUUUGAUGGAAUGUCUACUAAAAACUUUGUCUACAAUAGCAAGUAUUUACUCAAAUUCUCCAGUUCAUGCAGAUUCAACUAAACAAGAGAUACUUGUUGAUGAUAUAAAUUCAUUAAUAAUAACAAUAAAUACUUCUGCUAUUCAUACCCCUGGCAUACACAACAUUCAAAUUUUUAAUGAUUCUGUUUAUCAGUGUCGUUAUUUACAAAAAGCAGAAAUACAAAGUCCAAAAGAGGGUAAUAAAUCUAAUUUGACCUUAAGAGAAACACAGCGUUUUAUUCUUGAAUCAGGAAUGGAUACUAUUCAAGAGCUCAUACAAACUCAACCUCCAUUAAUGCCUGCAUUAUCACGGUUGAAAAAAAAUCUAAGUUCUGUGUUAUCAUUAAACAGCAUAAAAGAUACAUAUAAUGAUCCUUAUAUGACCAACAGCGAAUCAAGCCUAUUUAGUAUGGCAUCUAAUUAUAAUCGUCAAAAACCAUUAUCUAAAACAGAAUUAAUUGAAAGAUAUAAACAUAUAAUUAAUAGAUCUGUUGAAUUUAUUUUUGCCUUAAAUGAACAAUUUAAUGACAAAGUUUCUCCUGAAGUUGCUUUUGCAUGCCAUUUAUUUACAAUCCUUUUAUAUAAUCUUACCAGUAUUAUACAAAAUACAAGAGAACAAAGGCAACAACCUUGGGUAUCUAUUUAUGGAGCUGCUCGUGAUAUUAUAAGAAUUCAAGGAGCUAAUUUAUUAGUGUGGCUAUUAAGUCCACAUCAAACAACCAGGAUACGUAUGUUUGCUGUUAAGUCAUUAUUGAAUGAACCUAGAUCUAAAGAAUUGUUUAAAAAUAUUAUAUAUAUUAAUCCUCAGAUUGAACAAAGAUUUUAUGUGUAUUUGUAUUCGUUAAUGAAUGCUGAAUUAACAGUACCACUUACUGAAGAAGAAAAAUGCACAUGUGAAGCAUUGAAAGAACAUCUUAUUGAAUUAGAAUUAUUGACUGCUGACAGUAAUGGAAUUGUUUAUGAAAAUGAAUGGCAUUCCCAAAUAAAUCAUAUUGUAGAACAAAUGAAUGUUGAAUUAAAUGAAAUUGAUAAUAAUCAUAAGGACAAUAUUGAAAAAAGUGCUUGUAAAUGGGACAAUACAAUAAAAAUAAUUUGCAAUUCAGCCAUGAAAAUCACAACAGUUGUAUCUGAUGAACAAAACUCUCAAAGAAAACUUGUACUUGAAAAAGCUAAAAAAAAUUAUAGGAAUAUCAUACAAGCUACAAUUCGAUGGAAAACUAUUAUCAAUCAAAUGUCUCAUGAAAAGGCGCCUUGGUACUUUCCUGAGUCAUAUCCAACAUCAUGGGAACUAAAUCCAACAGAAGGACCUAAUAGAAUGCGAAUUCGACUUCAAAGAUGUCACUUAAAUAUAUUAAAACGAUUCUUUAAGCCUGAACACUCACAUAAAGCUGAAAAAAAUAAUAUCAAAAGACCUCUAGACUAUUUAUUGUCAAAUGAUUUAGAAGUUGUUUCUUCUGCUGUUGUUGAGAAUUUAUUAUCACAAGAAAAAAUUUCAUACAUGUGCACUGCAAAAUUAGUGCAUCCGUGGCAAAUAAUUAAAUGUGAAGUUUUAAUUAGUGAAAAUGCAAUUUACAUUGUUCCUGCAGCUAGUUCUUUCCAAAAUGAUUAUUCUCAUGUUCUUAAAUUUGAUGAAAUUAAAGAAAUACACAACCGAAGAUAUUCUCUAAAGGAAAAAGCUGUAGAAAUUUUUCUUACUAAUGGAAAAACAUAUUUAAUUGCUUUUCAUUCUCAAAAAGAAAGAGAUGAUUUUGGAAAUUACCUAUUGAAUUUUUCAUUACCGAACCGGAUUACCAAUGAGAUUUUAAGUGAAACAGUAGAUUUAUGGAGAACUCGUCAAAUCACUAAUAUGGAAUAUUUGUCUAUUCUGAAUAAAAUGGCUGCACGUUCAUAUAAUGAUUUAAUGCAAUAUCCUGUUAUGCCAUUUGUAUUAGCCAGUUACACUGAUCCAGAAUUAGAUUUAAAUCAAAUAUCUACUUACAGAAAUUUAAAACGACCUAUGGCAAUUCAAAAUAAAAAGAAAGAAGAUCAUUAUAUUCAACAUUAUAAUUAUUUGAAAGAAGAAGUUGAACGUUUUGGAACAGAUCCACAUCACUAUAGUUCUCAUUAUAGUAAUUCGGGUACAAUAUUACAUUUUUUGAUCAGAGUUCCACCAUACACUCAAAUGUUUAUUAAAUAUCAGGAUAAUAAUUUUGAUGUACCUGAUCGAUCAUUUCAUUCAAUGGAAAUCACUUGGCGUUUAUCAUCUGAUGAAUCCACCACCGACUUGAAAGAACUUAUACCAGAAUUUUACUAUUUACCAGAAAUGUUCAUAAACUUUGAACAAUUAAAUUUUGGUGUUAAACAAUCCGGAGAAAUUGUUGAUGAUGUGAAAUUACCUGUUUGGGCACAAAAUAAUCCUAGAUUAUUUGUACUUAUUCAAAGGCAACUUUUAGAAUCUGAAAUAGUUAGCGAAAACUUACCACAUUGGAUAGACUUAAUAUUUGGUUACAAACAGACUGGUAAAGCGGCUAUAGAUGCAAUUAAUGUGUUUCAUCCAGCGACUUAUUAUGGAUCACAUAUAGAAGAAACAGAAGAUCCAGUUGCAAGAUCUGCAUUCAAAACUAUGAUAAAUACUUAUGGACAAACUCCACGACAGCUAUUUCGUUUUCCUCAUCCAAUGACUGUUGAUGAUUACGCACCCAAAAACAUAUCGAAACCGACCAAUUUUCGAAAUGUUAUUAAUGGUGUAAACAAUUUAAAAUGGGGAACUUAUGUUGGAUCUCCAGAGGAAAAUACACCCAUGUAUAUUUGGAAAAGAAAACACAAGACUCUAGUUUCUGACUUUGUACCAUUACUUACUAAUGAUGUAUUUGGACUUUCAAAAAAUUCUGCUUUACUUUUAACAUACUCAAAAGAGAAAUCUUUAACUCUUUUAAACGAAGGAGUUACUGUUAUGGCUGCAGCAAUAUUAUCUUGGAAUAAAUUUGAUAGUGUAGUUCGAAUUAAACAACGCAAGGAAGCCCCAUCCAAACCAGCAUUUCAAUUUUUUUCCACAGACAAAGUUUGCACUAUAGCUUCUGCACCACAUUGCCCAUACAUUUGGAUUGGUUUUGAAUCUGGGAUCAUACAUGUGUACAAAUUUUAUUUUGAUGUUAUUGCUGGUAAUGUAGAGAUAUUUGAACAACCAACGGUUUUAGUUGGUCAUCGAGCUGAAAUUUCUUGCAUAGCUCUAAGUCCUGCAUUUAGUAUUGCUGUUAGUUGUGAUACUGGCGGAAAUGCAAUUAUUUGGGAUCUUAAUGAUAUUGCAUAUGUGAGAUCACUAAAGCCCAUGCUAUACCCAAUAAAUUUAGUUGCAAUUAGUGAAACCCUUGGUGAUAUAGUUACAAUCAUAUACAACAGUGAUAUUAAAAAAUCUGUUAUGACUCUACAAUCUAUUAAUGCUAAUUAUAUUGGUAGUUUAGAAAACGACAAAAAAAUUACCUCAGUUUGUUUUUCCAAUGCUCCUGAAGGAAUUUCUGUUAAUAUAAUUGCAACAGGAUUGGAAGAUGGAAGUGUAAAAUUAUGGAGUACUUGGGAUUUAUCUUUUGUCAAUGAAAUACCAAUAAUUCAUUUUGAUGGAGCAGUUAUAGCUAUUAUCUAUUCAAGUGAUUCUCAACAUUUAUAUAUAUCAUCAGAAGAUGGAACAGUAACAAUUUGGGAGUCUGCAGGUGCCAAACGAAUAAGUAAAACGCCUAAAUUUUUAAAUCUUAGUAUGCAGUAGAAGGUGGAUUCAGGUGUUGAUUUAGACUAAAUAAUAGUAUUAUAGUAAGACUGGUGUACUGUUUAAUAAGUUUAAACUUAAUCAUAGUAUUAAGUUUCAAAUUUUAUUAAAAAUAUUAAAUUUAUUGUUCACUGUUAACUUAUUAUAAUUUUAAAGUAUAGAUCUAAAUGUUGAUUUCUUUAAAGUAAUUAUGAUGAUCAAUUUUUCAUUAACUAAGCAGAAGUUGUUUUAUAAUUAUUUUC
Messenger RNA from Sipha flava (yellow sugarcane aphid), 11058 nucleotides. RefSeq names its product lysosomal-trafficking regulator (gene mv). Bases 674 to 10816 code for a protein of 3380 amino acids. Lineage: Eukaryota; Metazoa; Arthropoda; Insecta; Hemiptera; Aphididae. The transcript is spliced from 45 exons. The record is from RefSeq and is a predicted model, not a curated record. Gene Ontology annotation, molecular function: protein kinase binding. Gene Ontology annotation, biological process: intracellular protein localization. Gene Ontology annotation, cellular component: cytosol; membrane.